This is a messenger RNA of Neoarthrinium moseri, 1308 nucleotides long. RefSeq lists its product as uncharacterized. The record is from RefSeq and is a predicted model, not a curated record. Gene Ontology annotation, molecular function: sarcosine oxidase activity; proline dehydrogenase activity; L-pipecolate oxidase activity. The transcript has 2 exons. Bases 1 to 1308 code for a protein of 435 amino acids. Lineage: Eukaryota; Fungi; Ascomycota; Sordariomycetes; Amphisphaeriales; Apiosporaceae.
AUGACAUUACCAGCAAAGGAUGCGCCUGUGCUCAUUGUUGGCGCGGGUGUUUUCGGCCUCAGCCUCGCAUAUGAACUCACUGCGGUGAGAGGCUAUACCAACGUAACUGUCCUCGAUCGAUACAUGCCACCUGUCCCAGAUGGGAGCAGUAAUGAUCUGUCUCGUGUGGUUCGGGCCGAGUACACAGACAAGUUGUAUUCGCAACUUGCCAUCGAGGCCAUUACUGAAUGGCGUACCCCGGCAUGGCGAGAUCACUACCAUGAAAGUGGCUACGUCAUGAUGAUCCCCAACGCUGACAGCGAAUGGGUGACCAAGUAUCGUGCUCUUAGACAGCAUCAAACGGUUCGGCAGCCAAUGAACAUCUUCACGCCUGACCAGUCGGAGUCGGAGAUCAAGCGGAUGUAUCCGAGCGUCACGGCUGAUCUGACAGGCAUCAUGACGCUCCAGAACGAUCACGCCGGCUGGGCACAUGCCCAAGGCGCUAUCCGGGCCCUCGCGAAUCGAUGCACCCUAGCUGGUGUGUCCUUUGUGACCGGCCCUCGCGGAACCGUCCGUUCUUUGGAAACCUCGGGCAAACAAGUCACUGGGGUUCGCACCGCCACGGGCAGCAUCAUACAAGCCAAGACUGUUGUUCUGGCCACCGGAGCAUGGACUAAUCGUUUGGUGCCCGACAUGAGACAGAACAUCCUUGCAGUCAGUCAACCUCUUGCCUACAUUCAGCUUUCCCCCGAGGAGGCAGAGCGCCUGCGGACUAUGCCCGUUAUGGUCAACACGGCUACUGGUCUAUAUUGCUUCCCACCAGACCCGGUGAGCCACCAACUAAAAGUGGCUCGGCAUGGAUUCGGAUAUUCGAAUCAAGUCGAACUGGAGGACGGGCGCGUCAUCUCUAGUCCCAAGUUGGUAGGAAACAAUGCAGCUGUGCAGGAUUUCCUGCCAGCAGACGCAGACCGAGAUCUCCGAGCUGGAGCCUUAGCCUUCUGGCCGGAAUUUGGAAAUCGGCCCUGGGCAAAGACCAGGAUGUGCUGGUACAACGAUACACCCAAGAGUGAUUUCAUGGUCGACUACCACCCAGACACGAAGGGUCUUUUCUUUGCCACCGGAGGGUCAGGACAUGGUUUCAAGUUUUUACCCAUUAUUGGACGGCAUAUCGCGGAUGUUUUUGAGGACAAAGCAGGGCCUCUGCUGCGCGAGAAGUGGGCUGUCCGCCGCCCUACCAACGGCGACCCCGAGCCGGAAAUGGACGGAGAUGGGACCCGGCUUGGGCCCCGGUUGCGACAGCUUUCGAGAGCCGAACAAGCAAAGUUAUAG